AUGGAUAGCAAGUGGCAAGUCUGGAAAGAUCUACUAGCAUCAGCCGUUGACGAUAGUAUCCCCAAGGUGGGUGCUAAGAGAAGGCAAAAUGCCCCAUGGAUAACGCGGGAAUUGAUCUUGCUAUGUCGGAAGAAAAGGUCAGCUUAUAAGAAAGCAAAGAGAACUGGUAAGACGCGGGAUCAAAACUACUAUAGUAAACUAAAUAAUAUGGUUAAAAGGAAAUGCAAUAUUGCUCGAUGGGAAUAUAUAAAUAGUUUAGCCGAAAAAAUCUCGAGCAAUGAUGCGAAACCGUUUUGGAGAUAUGUAAAUUCUAAGCGGAAGGGAACAAACAGUCUAAUAUUAUUAAAAACACAGGAUGGAGAGAUUACAAAAGACAGUGAAAUUGCGGAGAGUAUGAAUAAUUAUUUUUCAUCAGUGUUUACCGAGGAAACUUUUGAAAACUUUCUGUCAAUGGUACGAAGGACAAAGGAUAGUUUAACUAAUAUCAAAUGCACCAUUGCGGAAGUUGAAUGUCACCUGAAACAGUUGAAUGUAAACAAAUCUCCCGGUCCAGAUGAUAUUUCUCCACAUGUUUUAAAACAAUGUUGCACACAGCUUGCACCUUCCCUAACAACUAUUUUAAACGAGUCUUUUUCCACUGGUAAACUCCCGUAUGAUUGGAAGAUUGCAAAUAUCGCACCUGUACAUAAACGAAAGUCGAAAUCUAUGAAAGAAAAUUAUCGUCAAAUCUCUCUAACGUCAGUCAUUUCAAAAGUCGCCGAGAAGAUCGUUCAAAACAGAUGUGUAAAAUUCUGGCUAGAUCGACAUAUUUUUUGUGAACAUCAAUUCGGUUUCCAAGCAAAUAAAUCUACACUAUCCCAACUGCUUCUAUGUUUCAAUGACUGGGCUAGAGACGAAGCUACUCCCACUGAUGUUGUAAUUAUGGAUUUUUGUAAAGCUUUUGACAGUGUGCCACAUGAGCGCUUACUAUACAAAUUGAAACAACACGGUAUCGGUGGAGCACUGCUCGAUUGGUUUAGAUACUUUCUCACGGACCGCUAUCAGCGUGUUAUUGUACAUGGCUCGCAAUCAAACUGGUCCCCAGUUAAAUCAGGGGUACCCCAGGGAACAAUCUUAGGUCCAAUAUUGUUCCUCAUUUAUAUAAACGACCUACCCUCGGAAAUCCAAAGCUCGAUUAAGCUCUUCGCAGAUGGCACAAAAAUUUACUGA
This is a messenger RNA of Paramuricea clavata, 1209 nucleotides long. Lineage: Eukaryota; Metazoa; Cnidaria; Anthozoa; Malacalcyonacea; Plexauridae. The record is from the annotation of a GenBank genome assembly.